This is a messenger RNA of Centruroides sculpturatus (bark scorpion), 1536 nucleotides long. RefSeq names its product arrestin homolog. Gene Ontology annotation, cellular component: cytoplasm. Gene Ontology annotation, biological process: G protein-coupled receptor internalization; signal transduction. Bases 89 to 1264 code for a protein of 391 amino acids. The transcript has 4 exons. Gene Ontology annotation, molecular function: G protein-coupled receptor binding. The record is from RefSeq and is a predicted model, not a curated record. NCBI's taxonomy places the organism in Eukaryota, Metazoa, Arthropoda, Arachnida, Scorpiones, Buthidae.
GAACGCGAACACCUUCGCGUCUGGAACGUAAACGGUGGCUUCCUCACUACCCCAAAGUGAUCUGUCGAUUGGAGAUAUCCAGCGUACGAUGCCAACGACGGUUUUCAAGAAACAAUCUCCCAAUGGUCAAAUAACCUUAUAUCUGAGCAGCAGGGAAUUUGUUUACGACCAUGGAAAGGUGACUCCUAUCGAUGGUGUUGUCUAUAUAGAUCCACUUUAUCUGAAAGAUCGAAAGGUCUACGCCAUAGUUGUUCUAGUCUUUCGUUAUGGAAGGGAAGACGAAGAAGUAAUGGGAUUAAAAUUUUAUACCGAAGCAGUUUUAGAUUUUAAGCAGGUGUAUCCGUGCGAAACUCCCUCAGAAGAAGACUUGAGCGUAUUACAGAGUAACCUUAUCAGGAAACUGGGAAAGGAUGCUUAUCCUUUGACCUUGAGGAUAUCGUCCCACGCACCUCCUUCUGUUAGAUUACAACCCGCUCGACCUUAUAAUGGAAGUCCUUUGGGAGUCACUUACGAUCUGAAAGUGUUUGUUGGUGAAAGACCCGAAGAAAAACCACACAAAAGAAGCAGUGUGCGUAUAACUCUUCGUUGCAUGCAAUACGUUGCACCCGAAACUCUACUUUCGACCGCUUCCCCCUGUGCUUCAGUCAGCAAAACUUUUAUCUUCAGUCCAGGAAGAUUAGAAAUCGAAGUAUUGUUGGACAGAGAGAUUUAUCAUCACGACGACGUCAUGCAUAUUCACGUCACUGUUAAUAAUAACAGCAACAAGACGGUUCACAAAGUUAAAGUAUACGCAUUGCAACACGUUAACGUUUGCAUGUUUACCAAUGGGAGGUUCAAGAAUCUGAUCGGAAGCACGGAAACCGAAGAUAAGCAUCCGAUACCACCAGGGGCCAGUAUAUCACGUGAUUUCAACAUAAAGCCCAUGAGUUGUUUAAAAUAUCCGGUAGCUUUAGCGCUGGAAGGUAGCUUUCACGAAGAAAGUAAGUUUCUGGCAUCUUCAACACUAUUGGUGGAUCCGAAAGACAAGAACCCGUACGGUGUCAUCGUGUCUUACGAAGUCAAAGUCAAAGCAAUCUUAGGAUGCAUGGACAAACCGAUAACUAUACAUCUUCCUUUUAAGCUUUUACAUCCCGUUCCCGCGGAAGGAUCCAUGGAGCAAUGCGAUGGAACUUGCAAAAUGACAAGAUCCUUCACGACCGACCUCUUAGAAUCCGAAGAUUCCGUUUGUGGUGACGUGGCACAAUUGGUGAUGAUAAGUGCAUAGCCGGAUGAUUGUGCGCUAUACUUCACUUAAUGAAAAAUAAUUGCCUUUAUUAGAUUAAAAAGUUAAUUAGAUUAACCAAAAAAUUAUAUUUGAAAAAUCUUGUACAUGGAAAAAAGAGGAAAAUUUCAUUUCUAAUACGAAACGUAAAUUGGGUAUUAUUGUUGAUAUAUAAAACAUAAAAAUGAAUACAAUUGAUAUACAAAAAAAUAUAUACAGUUGAACCUCCGACAGCGGCCACCUGUAAAUGGCGACCGUUUUUACAGGAACGUUUC